Molecule: messenger RNA, 6059 nt
Organism: Ictalurus furcatus (blue catfish)
Lineage: Eukaryota; Metazoa; Chordata; Actinopteri; Siluriformes; Ictaluridae
Product: glutathione hydrolase 7
Exons: 15
Coding region: 154-2193 (679 amino acids)
Biological process (GO): glutathione catabolic process
Cellular component (GO): plasma membrane
Molecular function (GO): glutathione gamma-glutamate hydrolase
Source: RefSeq, a predicted model, not a curated record
CUGCACUUCCUGGUUUGCACGGCGCAUGCGCGGUACAGUCACGCCUGCACCUGAGGAUGAGGAUUGUGCGCAUGCGCGGUCACAAAUUAGGACUUCUUGGUGAUCCAGAAGCGGCCGGCUUAUUAUUAUUGUUGUUGUUGUUAAUAAGCGGUCAUGUCCGCGGCCUCAGCCGAGGCUCUGGCCGGUUACCCAAGCGGUAAAAUGGCCGAUAAGGACGCAGGGCAGGAGACGGCGCUGGGCAGCGCUUAUUCCCCGGUGGACUACAUGAGCAUCACCAGCUUCCCCCGUUUACCCGAGGACGACGUGAUGGCCGGGGAGAGCGGCCUGAAAUCCCGCAGAGACGAGGAUCAUUUCCUGGGUGAACAGGACACAGACCCGGACCUGUUCCUGAAGUCAGCGCGUCUGCAGCGCGUGGCCUCAUCAGCGUCGGACCUGGCCAGCCACGAUUCAUCUCCUCUGAGAGAGACGAGGCAAGACCCGCUGGCUCAGGACUGCGCGUGUACACGAGACGGCCUCACCGUCCUCAUCACGGCCUGCCUGACCUUCGCCACCGGGGUCACCAUCGCCCUCAUCGUGCAGAUCUAUUUAGGAGAACCGCAGAUCUUUAAUCAGGGUGCCGUGGUGACGGACGUGGCCCGCUGCACCUCUCUGGGUUUCGACGUUCUCAGUCAGCAGGGUUCCAGCGUGGAUGCUGCCAUCACCGCCGCUCUCUGCUUGGGUAUCAUCCACCCCCACACCUCGGGCCUCGGCGGUGGAGGAGUGAUGCUGGUCCACGACAUUCGAAAAAACGAAAGCCGCAUCAUUGACUUCCGCGAAACGGCGCCCUCUGGCCUGCGGGCGGAGAUGCUGCAGGACGUCCAGCAGAAGCCAGGUCUCAUGGUGGCUGUACCAGGCAUGCUCAGUGGACUGCAUCAAGCUCACCAGCUCUACGGAAAAAAGUCCUGGAAGGAGGUGAUCACGAUGGCCGCAGACGUCGCCAGGAAAGGCUUCAACGUAACCCAUGACCUGGCGGACGCUCUGUCCCAAAUAAAGGUAGAGAAUGUCUCGGAGGCUUUCAGGGAGCUCUUCCUUCCCGACGGCCAUCCUCCUCUCUCUGGCCUCUUCAUGACACGGCAGGAUCUGGCGGCCAUUUUGGACAGAGUGGCAGCCAAUGGGAUCUCGGAGUUCUACGAUGGAAAUCUGACACAGGAAAUGGCGUCUACGGUUCAGGCCAGUGGAGGUGUUCUGAUGGAGGUGGAUUUCAGUAACUACACCACAGUCCUCCAGCAGCCAGUACAGAGCCGUUACCAAGGUUAUCAGAUAAUGGCCGCACCGCCUCCUCACGCUGGAGCUGCCCUCAUUACAGCCCUCAACAUCUUGGAAGGUUACAACAUCACCAGUCAGACUCAGAGGAGCAGCACCCUCCACUGGAUCACUGAGACCCUGAAAAUCGCCUUGUCUCUGGCCAGCGCUCUCGGAGACCCUGCGUUUGACUCGUCUGUCUCCGAAGUCCUGGCUCGAAUGUUAAGUAAAAGUCAGGCUGCUCAGUUCCGGCACAUGAUCAACGACUCGCACUCCUCUCCUCCGGACCAUUACUCGCCCAGUUACGCUCUGGAGGAGGGCACAGGGGUCAGCCAGGUCAUGGUCAUGGGGCCUGAUGACUUCAUCGUCUCUGUAAUGAGCUCGAUGAAUCAGCCUUUCGGCAGCCGCAUCGUGACGCCAUCUGGAAUCCUCCUGAACAGCCAAAUUCUGGACUUCUCCUGGCCCAACAAGAGUCAGAGCUCCGUCCCGUCCAAUCCGCACAACAGCGUUCAGCCCGGGAAGAGGCCACUCUCGUUCCUCAUGCCCACUGUCGUCAGACCCUCGCUGGGUGUCUGUGGUACUUACGUGGCGCUCGGAUCCUCCAACGGCGACCGCGCGGUCAGCGGCAUCACACAGGUUUUGAUGAACGUCUUGUCACUGCAUAAGAAUCUGAGCGACAGUCUGACCAUUGGCAGGCUUCACCCUGAGCUCCAGUCCAACACACUCCUGGUGGACGCGGAGUUUCAGAGUGCGGACGUGGAGAUGCUGGAGCAGAAAGGCCACGAUGUUCAGAGGGUGGAGGUCAUAUCGCUGGUGGAAGGAACCAGGAGAACCAACGACGUCAUCAUCGGCGUGAAGGACCCUCGCAGUGUCGACGCCUCCGCGCUCACCAUGUUCACGUCCAUGCCGUAAUAACCCCGCCCCCAGCGCUCUACUCUACUGUGUGUGCAAUAACGCAAAUGUAGACUGAAUGUACACUACUAACACUUGGAAAAAGUGGCUCUAAGCCACAUCUCACACACACACACACACACACACACACACACACACACACACACACACACACAGCAUGCUCACACCUAGACGUCACUAAACCACACAUCAUCCAGGCUGCCUAAGGUUCAGUUCAGACCCGGUGUUAACUUUCGUCUCAGGUGAUCUGAUCACAAGCGGUUAGGUACAGGUCGUCAUGGAGACGUGAUCUAAUUAUUUAAAGGUGCAAUGGUCCUUUUUUUUUUUUUUUUUUUUUUUUUUUUUUUUUUUUUUUUUAAUUCUUUACUCGUACAAAUAACCUGGAAGAUAUGUCGACCCUGAUCAAAAUAAACAACUGAAAAAAAAAGUGAAUUAAGUCAGUUUGGAAAAUUUAAUCCGGAAUGCUUGUUUGUGUUUGGAUGCGCUUCCUGUCAGUCAUUUUAUAGACACUAUACUCUACAGGCCACUGUAGAUCCUGGGGGCGGAGCUUGGUGAAUGUGGGCGGGAAUCAUUCAAAUCUUGAACCUACCUAACCGUUAGAGACCUAAUCUUGGGGUUUAAAAUUUUUUUUUUUUUUAAAAAGAACUCAUCUCACCUACUGCACCUUUAAACCAGAUGGUCGAUGAUUGAUUUAAAAAAUGAAAUUAGAGUAUGUUUACCUUUUUAAAAAUAACAAUUCAAGUGAAAAUUGGUAUCCAAAUGAUGACUUGAGUGAGAGGAGGAAAGAAAACUACGUAGCUGGUGCAUGAUUCAUGAAGUCUUUAAUUCCUCUUGUACCACAGCAAUUAAAAUGUUUUUCAUUUAUCAAAGUACAUCGUCGUACUUUUUAUCCAUUUGUAGUUACGUUUAAUGUUGUGGAACCUCCUAGUUCCUGCGUGAAAGUGUAAAACGUUACAUAAACGUCUCCUUUACAGAAAACUUCACCGAAUCGACGAUUACGCGUGUUUUUACACGGUUUUGUACGGCGGACGCUCCAUAUAGUCUCUGUGAUCGUCCCGUUACUAUAGAAACGAUGACGUAUCGGAAGGAGCGUGUUAAUAUCUAAUAUAAACCUGCACUACUAUCAGAGGUGCUGUUAGAAAAUGAAUUGAACACCUUCUGACCCAUCAGAAUUUACAGUAUUUACAUUCCUAUUCCACUUCUAAUCAAAUCCGAUAAAAUUAGAUCAACGUUAAUCCCAGGUCUGAACGGGCUCUCGGAGACCUCCGAUCUUUUCACACUCGUCCUAAUUUUCCCAAUCAGGGAACUGAAGAGUUGUUAAGGGGGAGGAGCUUAAGUUCAAUAUGAUCAGCCAAUCACAGACUUUAACCUGUGAUGUCAAUACUUGCGAAAUUGCACUUCUAACGCAUUUCUCUUCUUUAACAUGAUGAGUGAAACAGCUAAUGAUAACAUGACGGGUCUUCUCCUUUCGAUAGAUGAUUAUGGGGAAAAACAAGAAUUUGUCUUCUUGUUACUACAGGUUUUUUUUCUUUCUUUUUUUUCAUAAUUCCGGUUGUCUUUAAUUACGCAAUACAAUUUUUUUUCCUCAAAUGUUAGCUAUCUUCUUGGGUCAUUUGUUUGAUUUUGAUUUUACACCAUAUUUUAAAUACGUACAUAUAUUAUUUUUGCUAGAUACCUUACAUCAGCGUUAACAUAAGCUAAGCUACCUGUUGCUGUAGCUAACAUGAGCGCAAUACUGGUUAGCUUUGCUAACGUUGCUAAACCAUCAUAUUAUCAUUAAAUGUUACAGUAUGCGGGAAAAUAAUAGAAAAGCUACUGAUGUCACACGAUUACAACUGCAAAUCCAUGAACAAUGUAACUUAAGCUCCACCCCUUUUCGACUAGCACCACCAAUCACACAAUAUUAAGAUUAGUUUGUGGUUUGUUUGGGUUUUAUUUCUCUUGUGUAUGAUUUGAGGACAAACGAACUGCCUUCUAUUCGUAAAUGAACAUGCGAUGAUCCGAAUAAAGCAGAUUAUUCGGGUUAUUUAAUAUAAUGUAACGGAAAUUAUUUAACUGAAGGGUUAUUUUUUGUGAAUUUUAAUAAGAUUAUAAAAGAGUUGGAUGUAAAUUUUUGCUGAAAUGUUUAUGGGUGUUGGCUUUCUUCUACUACUUUUGCUGAAUAUUAUUUAUUGAUCAUUUUAGCGGCUUUGUUUUGGUAUUAUUUGAUGGCAGUGUGUGUUCAUGUGGUCUGAAGUUGAAACUGCAGUAAUAAGAGAAGUUUUAAUUUAAUGUCCCGUAUGUAAAGAAGGAUCUGUUUCGCUUUGGGGGUUUUUUUUUUCAUUCAUUGAUUGAAUUAUUUUUUUAUUUAUUCAUUCUGUGUGGCAUGAUGUUGUGAUUUUGUACAUAUUUGCACUAUUUCUCCCUUUUUUUUUUAUUUUUAAAUAUUGGGAUAUCGUGUUGCUUUGAAGGACAUGUUACAUUUUUGUAUGCUGAUUUAUUAAUAAGCGUAGUGUUUAGCAGGUUUAGGAGAAAACGGAACAUUUUCCAUCGUUAAUGUGUUAAUGUCAUGUGAUCAUAAUGCCUUGAAUCCAUACUUAUGGAACAAAAUAGUUCUAGUUAUUUUUAAAUAUGUUGAAUACUAAUUUACUCAGAUUUCCUGCUUACUUUUUGUUUUCAGAUUUAAUCAGGCCUACAUUAAUGUUCACUUGCAGUGUGUUCAAGUUUAAGUGACUGCUUUAGAGGCUGCUAAAUAUAAAUAUAUUGACCUGUACACCAAGGCAUUAUCUGCUAUUCAGUGCCUGUAUUUUUUUUUCCAGUUGUUUAAUGUUUGUGAAGCUCUUUUUUCAAAGAUGCAAUCAAAUAAACACAUUGACUUGAAGUAACUUGUUUUCAGUGGAACAGAAGAUAUAAAUAAAUAAAUAUAGAUAGAUAGAUAGAUAGAUAGAUAGAUAUAAUUAUAUAUAUAUAUAUAUUUUUUUUGUUGUUGUUGUCUGUCCAUGACAUAAAUAGAAUUUACUUCUAUGUCGGAAAGAAAAAACAUUUUUAAAAUAUAUUAAAAAUAUGAUACAAGAGAUACAAAGAUCGGUGGCAGAUCCGGUUUACUGGUCUACUAGUUAUAUACUAAUUUUGUAAUAAUACAAAUUUUUAUAUUUCUUAUUGUUAUUGGUGUUGUCUAUUUAUUUUUUUUUUUUUUAAUUUUACUUCAUUUAUUUAUUUAUUUAUUUAUUUAUUUAUUACAUUUUUUUCGCCAAAUGUCGUCGGACCAAUCACGUACGGACGUCUCAUCCGGGCAUUCGACUUUCUGCAUAAACCUACAUUAGCAAACAACGACUUCUAUUUAUUUACUUUUAACAAAUAUUUAACUUCUUCCUCGUAAAAGAAAUUUAAAAAAAAUAUAAACCCACAAAUAAAAACACACCCAGAAACCCCAGAUGAAGUAUUUUAUAGCGACACUAAAGAGCUAACGCUAACACUAAGCGCUGACGCGCAGUGGUUUCUGGGAUAUGUAGUUUUUAAGACAGUGUUUGCACUAGAAUCGGCGUCGAAAUUGUUUGUGUGAAUCGUUUGUAAAUUUUCGACUACCACACGUAAUAGCGGUAGUAUAUCAUCUGGAGUUUAUACGUGAAAACCUAAACCGACAGAAAUACGUUAAAGUUGAAUGGAUGCAAAAGCCUCCGACAGAAAUGAACAGAACUCAUUUCCGACACCGAUAUGACGUCAGUACCGCCAGCAGUUGCCAACUCAAAGCGCGACGCCAUUAGCGUAAUGUCCAUUAGCGGUUAAUGCCGAACGCUUCCGAAGAUGGCGUACGUACGGUUUGUGAAUACUGUUAGAUGAAGACGCCAAAGUAAAAAAAAAAAAAAAAAAAAAAAAAAAAAAAACCA